AUGAUGCCGACUACGAUACCGGCGAAACGUUUUGAGAAUCUACCAAGUCCACUGUCUGAUGCUGGGAAUCAUGACAACUACUAUGACAGACGACUUCGGACUAGGGGCGUUCUACUAAGUCGCCCUGACAACAAGACCAAGUUGCGACAACGAGUGACAACUGUCACCACAAUGGCUCUUGCCAGUGUUGGCACCAUGACAGCUAUCCUGGCAGUGCUUGGCGGCCGGAUUGUGACACCCGUCGCCACAGUUACCGGACUCCGCACCUGGUUCAUGACAGCCAUCCUGGCAGUGCUCGGACUCGGGGCAAUUGUCUUUGCAGGCCUCAGAGCCCUUCUUGUGGUGAUGAAGCUUGAUGGGAUGGUCUGA
Protopolystoma xenopodis is the source of this 369-nucleotide messenger RNA. The record is from the annotation of a GenBank genome assembly. NCBI's taxonomy places the organism in Eukaryota, Metazoa, Platyhelminthes, Monogenea, Polystomatidea, Polystomatidae.